This is a messenger RNA of Schistocerca serialis cubense, 4324 nucleotides long. RefSeq names its product optineurin (gene key). The transcript has 13 exons. Lineage: Eukaryota; Metazoa; Arthropoda; Insecta; Orthoptera; Acrididae. Bases 197 to 1978 code for a protein of 593 amino acids. The record is from RefSeq and is a predicted model, not a curated record. Gene Ontology annotation, biological process: regulation of canonical NF-kappaB signal transduction. Gene Ontology annotation, molecular function: K63-linked polyubiquitin modification-dependent protein binding. Gene Ontology annotation, cellular component: cytoplasm; nucleus.
AGGAGAAUAUUAAUAGCUUUGGUAAUGUCCACUUCGGGGACGUCCGCACUUAUGUGAUAAUUACCAAAACAUGAACGAAAUAUCGUAAAUUCGCGAUUGUCACGCUGUGAGUAGUAGUCAUAGUUAGGUGUGGUGAGAUCACUGAUAACGUUGUUAAUAGACGUUUUCUACAGUUGGAUAAAACACGAGUGUUAAAAUGGUGAAAGUCAAUGAAAAGGAUGAGACUUCAAAAACUCCUGGACAUGACCCACUUUCCUCAAUGUCAAGUGAAGGAUCGUUUGUUGUUUUGGGAACAUCACCUCAUGAAUCUGAAAGACAGCCUGCAAGUGAUAUUACUAUUGUCUCACAGCCACCAAGUUUUAAUGAACUUAUGUUGACAGAUUAUCAGACACCAUCGAACUUACCGGAACCGCUAUCUGCUGACUUGAGUCCAGAAGAGGUUCACAAAAAGCUUGAAGAGGUCGUGCAGCACAAUCUUCAUCUGAAAGAGCUGUUGUUCCAGAAUAACCUAAGCUGGAAACGUAAUUACCAGAUAUUACUAACAUGGCAGGAAGAACUCUCAAAGCAGCAACAGAAGAAUAAUGAAAAAUUUGCAGAAAAUAAGGAGUUCACAAUGAAGUUGAUUGCAGAAAACAAGGAGCUAAAACGUUACAUUGAGGAAUCAAAACGAGGAAGUGACCUUGAAUUGCAGCUGGAAGCUGAAAAUGCUGAGCUUAAGAAAAAAACAGCAGAAUUGGAGAAAAGGCUGGCAGCAUCAAGUGCAAAGGGAGAAAAAACAGAAUGUGGAACACCAAGUAAGAAAGAACUAGAGUUGAGCAGUCUUGUAGAGCAGUUGAAUAAACAACUUGAAGCAGCAGAAAGAUCAAAACGGCAGCUAAUAAUGGACAAUGAGCGUCUGAGUGCUCAAAAAAGUCGAUUAGAGAAAGAAAUGGAUAAUAUAAAGGCUGAUCUAGAAGAGCUGAAGGUGAACUGUCAUAAGUUAGAAUUGGAAAGAGAAGAGCUGCUCUCCAGAUCAAAUCAUCUUGAUGAGAGCUCUACCUCUCCUCAGUUGGAUGUGCAAAGUAAUGAAGAGACUGAUUUUGCUACCAGCAUGAAAAAUUAUGAGAGACGUCUACAGCAAAUCAAUACAAACCUAGACGAGAAGACUGAAAGGUACACAACUUUGGACAGCUGGCUACAGGUAGCUGCUGACAAUGUUAAUCAGUGGAAUGGAAUCCCAAGUGCAGAUUCUGCUAUUAUAGCAAAUCUCAAGAAAGAAAUCCAUGACUUACGACAAUUAUUAAUAAAAGAACAGAGCUUUGGACAUGAUAAAAAAAUAAACUUAGCUGAAGCUCAGUCACAGUUUCAGAAAUUAUUCUCAGACUACCAAGAACUUUUAGAAGAGUGGGAAAAAUUUCAUGCGGAACAGAAAACAAAAGAAAAACAAAACAAUGAAUACCAUGAAUUUCAAGUUCGAGGGUAUGUUGAAAAAAUAGACAACCUUACCGCACAACUGAUGUCAAAAGAAGAAGCUCUUACACAACAGAAACAACGAAUUGAUGAACUGACUAAAGAAGUAAAGAAGCUUGAGCAAGAAAAAGAAGAAAUUCCUGUACUAAAAGCUCAGGCGGAAGUAUACCAGUCAGAUUUUAUUGCUGAAAGAGAAGCAAGAGCUAAUUUGGCAGGAGAGAAAGAAAAAUUGGCUGAAGAUCUAAGAAAACUCCACCGCCAGAACAAGGAGCUUCGGGAAGAAUUAGAGAAGUGUCGGCCUGACAGAGGUCGUUUGAAUAGUGGUUGGAACACCUUUUCAGCUCCAGGAAGGCCUAGGGUAAAUGGCCAGAACCAGCAACAAACUUCAGAUGUAGAAGACAGACAGAGUAUAUACAAUGAAGAAAUCCCCCCUCGAAAAAAAUAUGACUGUCCAAACUGCAAUAGGCAAUUUCCAAGGUUGGAUCAUUUAGAACUUCAUGUGGAAACUUGUCUUAACCUGACAAACUGAGGAAAGACAGGUGAACGACCUGUACCAUUGCCCAAAGUGCAACAUGAGUUUCUUUGUACUUCAAGCUCUGGAACGGCAUGUGGAUAGAUGUCUGGAUCUGCAGAUGUUCCCUGAAUGAAGUGCCAACAACAGCUAGAAGAUAAUUAAUUAAACAUUUAUUUUCAUGUAAAGAAACCUGCUUAAACUGUAUAUAGUCUUCUAGUUAUGAGAGUGGUUAAUAGCAUUUCCCAUAUGUGCUUGUACAGCGUUCAGAAACAAAUUCUAUGUAUGUUGCAUCAUAAAUAUUUUAUAAUAUAUUUGUCUACAUAAUUAUCCUAUUUGCAGUUUUCUACCAUCUUUAACUUUCUGGGGGACCUUUUUCAUUUCUUUAUUCUUUCAGUGGCUUUCAGGUAGACUUCAAAUUGGUGCUACGUGUUAGCACUCAGUUUCCUUCUGCGGCCCAUGUGCUACAUGUUCAGUUUGUAUUUUAUUUGAUGAAAAACUCUUCAUGACAUAAUGUUCGUACAUGGUUUCUGAAUAUUGUUUGAGGUGCUCCCAUAGUUACCACUUCUGUUGUAAACUGUGUAUGUGUGAUUAGUAUAUAUUUUAUUAUGCAGUUUUGUUCAGUCAUUGUCAGAUGGUGCAUUUGUGACCAUUAUCUUCUGUUAGAGUAUAAUUCUUCAGUGGAGAUUUAAUUCGGAGACAGAUCAUCAGUGAUUUAAAACAAAAUAAGUUAUUGAUAUCCCAUAUAUUACUGUAGCCUUUUUAUUAACUUUCACAAAAAAUUAAAAUAACUUUUUAGUUAGCACAGAGAAAUGAGGGAAAGCAGUUUUGCCACAAUCUACAGCUCGUACUGUGUGUUCAUACGAUCAUUUGGAAUUUACAGAUUCAUUACAAACCAAACAAACCCUGGUAGCUUUCAAUCAUUUGCUGCCUUUUUUUCCUCACCUUUACUGAUAGCAAAUUGCUAAUAACUUUCAUUUUUACAUGUGCGAUCACUGUUAAAAUUUAGCAAUCAUGCACAGAAAAUUGUUUUCGAGAAUAUUAAUUUCCCUACUUUUCCAUUAAUAUUUCCCUCUGAUUUUUGCCAAAUUGCACUCUACUGAUGAAAUUUGGUUCAUGACAUCACUUAUCAGUGUUUUGUUCUAGUUUGCGACAAAGUCAGUGAGUUGCAGUGCUUUUCUGAUACUGUGAUCGUAGUAUUAGCAGUCUACUAAGUCAGUUUAUGUCGAGGUAAGGGAAUUGACUGAGGUUUACUGUGAGAAAUCAACUGAGGUUUAUUGUGAGUGAAGAGAUCCAAUAAUUUGCCUGUUGUAACUAUAAUUAUUUGCUACAGAUACUGUUUUGUUGUAUGUAGUCUGCCAGUAUGGUUUAAUUCACAUCAACUAAAUUACACAGCUGUGGCUAUUUAUUUAAUAUCAUCAUGGUGCAGUAUGGUAGUUUGCAUUUUUUUUUUAGGCCAGUGGUUUGAUCUUUAUCCCACUUGAUAAUGUUCAUACAAUGUUUUGCAUGUAUUGUAAUAAACUAUUUAUAAGAACAGUCAUAAAUUUUCUCUCUUUCUGUAUAUGUUAAAUGUUAGGCCAAAACAUGAGGCUGCUGUAAUAUUGAGCAGCAUGCCACUUACCUUACUGAAAUGAAAUGAUUGUUGAGCGUAAGUAAUUAACAAUAACUCAUUUACUGGUAUGAGUUACAAAAAGUAAAAAUCUGUACACCUAGCAACAGAUACCACUUUGCUGUUUGUGGUCACAUUUUUCAUUGUUACAUUAGUUUCUCUGCUGAUACAAAGUAAAUUACAUGUAGCAUUAUAUUUCUUGUCACACAAGUCAUUUUUUGUAUGAUUACAGGAUGUAUUCAUAAGUAUGUUUAUUAAAUUGCUACUGAGCUUAUUUUAGAAACUAGGGUGUAAUAUUUGACAUCUAUGGGAGUUCUCAAACUAAUUCCAUCAUUAUAAGAUUGUUCCUUGCAAAAAUUUGUUUCAAUUUGAGUUGCCAGUGAUGUAAAUCUAGGAAAGAAAUGAGUUUCUUUUAAUGACCAGUUACUAUCUCUGAUGCUGUUGUAUAUUUUACAAUCACUUAUUAUUAUUAUUAUUAUUAUUAUUAUUGUUAUCAUUAUUGACUAUCCUAGUGCUUCCAUUGGUUUCAUUAAUACUGUUCAUAUGAUGCCUGUAUUUUAUUAAUAUUUCAAAUUUUAUGAGCAGAUAUGUAUAUCACAAAACUAUUUCAUUUUUAUUACAUUAAUAGAAGUCUUUCAUCCAUUAAAAACACGUUUUAAACUGGAAAGCAACAUUUUAUACUCUUACCCAACUGUUCUAAGGUGUAUUAAAUCUGUAAGUAAGGAGAAUUAGAAAUAGAUUUCAUAUUUAAAAUA